AUGCUCAAAGGUGACUGGCGUAAAACAGUCGCUGCUGCGACGUGUGGACCUGCUGCACUUCUGAUAUGCAAUGUUGUCCUGAUGGUCAUUGCACUUACCAAGUACGAAAGCCACGAAGGGAUCGGGACUCUCUACACUGGAGAUUGUGAUUUGGUCAAGCAUUGGGACACUGGACUUCAUGUUCUGAUUAAUGUGCUUUCGACUACUCUCCUGGCGGCGAGCAAUUUCACCAUGCAAUGUCUAAGGUCGCCCACACGGACCGAGGUCGAUUAUGCCCAUGCUAGAGGCCGAUCGCUUGCUAUUGGGGUCCCGAGUAUUCGCAAUUUGGCGUACAUGAAGCGUAGGAAAGCAUUAUUGUGGGCUGCGCUGGCCUUCAGUAGCCUGCCGCUACACCUACUGUGGAAUACCGCUGUCUUCACUACAUUGGGAGCACACAAUUUUUGCUACAUAGUUGUCGACGAAAGCUUUUUCGAAGGUGCUGAAUAUCAGGAACCCAAUUCAGAUGUCAGUUGUUGGGGACGUCCAAUGACACCGUUUGCCUCCAUUUUCGAUGCCUUUCAGUAA
Exophiala bonariae is the source of this 564-nucleotide messenger RNA. RefSeq lists its product as uncharacterized. Lineage: Eukaryota; Fungi; Ascomycota; Eurotiomycetes; Chaetothyriales; Herpotrichiellaceae. Bases 1 to 564 code for a protein of 187 amino acids. The record is from RefSeq and is a predicted model, not a curated record. The transcript has a single exon.